Messenger RNA from Erigeron canadensis, 2227 nucleotides. RefSeq lists its product as uncharacterized. Lineage: Eukaryota; Viridiplantae; Streptophyta; Magnoliopsida; Asterales; Asteraceae. Bases 169 to 1977 code for a protein of 602 amino acids. The transcript has 6 exons. The record is from RefSeq and is a predicted model, not a curated record.
UACUUCAGAAAAACAAAACUUUUAGAUACUAUUGCAAUCAUAUACUCGUAGUUAAUUAAUCCAAACAAACCUGACGACAGCCCAAAAGUCAAAAUGAUUCACUCACAUCCACCCAAAUCGAUCAUCAUUUUGUCACAGUAAAACAAAUAAACAGUCAUUUCAGUGAAAAUGGCUUUAUUGGGGGACGAUGGCCGAGGUUACGAACUGGCCCGGAAACUGGAAUCACAAGGCAUAUGGAGGUCAUGGCUUUCCGAUGAUUCACUCUACGCAAUGUUUGUUCCAUUUUUAUCAUCACCAUCUUCAUGGGAAUCUUUUAUGAGAACUGAUGCCACCAAAUCAAAGGCCCAAAUUCAACUUCAAAUCCGUGCACGCGCUCUUUUGUUUGAUAAAGCCUGCGUUUCGCUUUUCCCUCAGUCCAAUAGAUCUUCGUCUUCUUCCAAUUCCAAGCUCAAUCCUAAUUAUUUGCAGUUGCAUGGGGAUGAUAUUUAUUAUACUCUAGAGAAACCUAAUCAAAAUGUUGCAUCAUCUUUGAAGGCUCAAUCAAAAGCAAGUUUUGGUGUUGGAUCUAGAUAUUGUGCACUUGAAGAUGAUAGUAUGUCUCAGAGAAUCCCAGAAUCAUGGUAUAGUCAAUUCUUUGAGAAAUAUAGAGCCAUGAAACCAUAUAGGUUACCAUCAGGGGACCGAGAAUCUGAGAAACGUACACCCGAGCAGAUGUCUAAUUAUAUUAGAGUUGUUGAAAAGCAUAAGAGAAGUCGUGCAGUUUUUAUGGAAGAGCAAAAUAUGGCUUCGAACAACCCCAUGUUUGAUAAUGGUUUCAAUAGAGUAUCUUCUAAUUUAGACGAUGAUGAAACUUUAUUUUUUCCAGAGACAAUGUUUUCAGCAAAUUCUGUUCCUGAUAGUGCUUUACCUCCUUCAUAUCAAAUAGAGAAUAUGCAGAUUGGGAAAUCCAAUGGAGUUCUUGAUAACUUGCCCCCAAUAAUGACCAAAAGCCCCAUUAUGUUAGAAAGACUUGGUAUAAGGCCCGAGUACCUUAAUAUGGAACAGCAAGGUAAUCAUGAUCGUCCGAAAAGAGGACUCCUUGGCAUGAAGAACAAUUUAAGUCCAGAACAAGCAGUUGAGAUGUCACGGAAAGUGGUUUCUCGUUUACUGAUGGAUGUUGGUUUUGAUAGUUCAAUUGAUGGUCCAUUGGAUAUAUUUGGUCAGUUAUUUGGCUGUCAUAUAUCUAAAUUAGGCCGUAUCUUGAAAGUUCUAUCUGAUAAUUACAAGAAAGAGCAUUCACCAAUUGAACUACUUAAGAUGUUUCUCCAAACAAUUGGACAUGGUAAUCUUGCGGGUUUCGCUGAGGUUGUUAAAGAUGGCACCAAAAUCCAUGUACAGCCAACACAACUGCAACAAGUUCAGGCCAUCCAGUCACAAUUGCAAUUGCAAAAUCAAGCUGUUGUUCUGCAACCUCAUCAGUUUCAAAGGCAAAUGCACAACCCAAUGGUUCACCCUCUUCAGCAGCAGCAGCAGCAGCAACAACAGAUGAUUAGCCCCUUACAGCAGCAGCAGCAGUGGGACAGAAUGAGGAGGCGCCAACCUGCCACACCUCGUGCUGUUAUGAAUAUGAGCAGUAGCAUGAAUGUUGAUAAUGAGAGUCAAAGUCAAAGAUCAAUGGUUGAAGUCAAACUUGAAAACCCACCUGAGUUUCCUAUGGACAACAAUGCUGCAUUUUCAACUAUGAAUUAUCGAAAUCCUCAGAUGCAGUUCCGCCAGCAGCAAUUUGCUGCAAUCUCAGCUUACCAAGCUCAAUCCAACAAUCAGUUUAGACCAAUGGCUUCAGUUCAAAUCCCCCAACUCCAGCCACAAGCCCAUUCACCGAACAUGGGAUUGGUUAGAGCUCCACCAGUGAAGGUCGAAGGCUUUCAGGAAUUGAUGGGCGGGGAUUCUUCGAUGAAGCUUGAUUCAGAUGAAACUAAACUGACUUCCCCAAAGUAAAGCAAUUGAAUUUACAUAGGUAAAAUGUGAUAACUUGAUCCCUCCCACCAAAAAAAAAGUUACUAUUUGACUUUUGAGAGUUAAACAAAUUGCUUUUCAACUUCUAAAUAGACCUUACCUUUAAGUUUACAGGAAACUUAAAAUCGUAACCAAGUGUUUGUGUUAAAAAUGUACAAAUAAAUCACCCUUUUUUUAUUCUUCUAUUAUCAGGACGUAUAUUUAGUUGGUAGAUCUUUUUAAACUUUUUCGA